UCUGGCAGGAAGGAGGAAGAGCUUGAUUCGAAAGAUGCUAUCAUACUGCACCAGUUUUCGAGGCCUACCAAUGGUGUUCCAAGUUUGUCUCCGUUCUGUUUGAAAAUGGAAACUUACUUGAGGAUGGCUGAUCUGCCCUACCAGAACUAUUUUGAUGGAAAACUUUCCCCUCAAGGGAAAAUGCCUUGGAUUGAAUACAAUCACACUCAAGUAUCUGGCACUGAGUUCAUUAUUGAUUUUUUGGAAGAGAAACUUGGAGUGAAUUUGAAUAAACACCUUGGUCCACAUGAAAGAGCUGUUUCCAGAGCUGUGACAAAAAUGGUGGAAGAGCACUUGUACUGGACUUUAACUUAUUGCCAGUGGGUGGAAAAUCUUCAUGAGACUCAGAAGAUGGUUUCGCUUUUUGGCCCCUUCAGCGACUUGCUGAAAUGGAUCCUGUGUCAUCUGACCAAAGGGAUCGUGAAGCGGGAGAUGUUUGGCCAUGGCAUUGGCCGCUUCUCAGAGGAGGAGAUGUACACGCUGAUGGAGAAGGACAUGCGGACUCUAGCAAGCCUCCUGGGUGACAAGAAGUACAUUAUGGGACCAAAGAUUUCCACUGUUGAUGCCACCGUCUUUGGGCAUCUGGCACAGGCAAUGUGGACACUACCAGGGACUCGACCAGAGAGACUAAUCAAAGGUGAACUGAUUAACCUUGCUAUGUAUUGUGAAAGAAUAAGGAGGAAAUUUUGGCCAGAAUGGCACCAUGAUGAUGAUAACACUCUGUAUGAAUCUGAGGAAAGCAGUGAAGCAAGCAAGACUUACUCCCCUUUGCAGGACUUCAGUUUUUAUUCAAGGACAGAAACCUUUGAUGAGGAAGGGAACAGUAUUUCUCAAACCCCUGACACGGAUUACACUGGACACUCCCUCUUUGAUUCGGAUGUGGACAUGGAUGAGUACAGAGAUUAUGAACAACGCAAGUGA
Nestor notabilis (Kea) is the source of this 960-nucleotide messenger RNA. It is a transcript of the gene FAXC, whose product is annotated as failed axon connections homolog (Drosophila). Gene Ontology annotation, cellular component: cytoplasm. The record is from RefSeq and is a predicted model, not a curated record. The transcript is spliced from 5 exons. The annotation marks the transcript as partial. Lineage: Eukaryota; Metazoa; Chordata; Aves; Psittaciformes; Psittacidae.